ACGAUCCUGAGUUGCAGAGGAAGAAAAUGGUGGCUGGGUAUAAGGCUUACGCCGUUGAGGGGUAUAUUUGGAUUUUUUGUCUUGAAUGAUGCUUGAGUGAAUAGUUUACCGUUCCUUACCAGAAAUUUUAGAUUUUAGUAUCACUCAAUCUCAGAAACCCAUUUCCAACUUCACAAAACCCAUUAAAAUCCCAUUCAGUUUCUCCUCGAACCCUCCCAGAAGCUGGCCAAAACUACGCCGUUUCGGGGGGUCGAGUUCCGUUUCAGGAAGCUCGGUUUCGAUGCAAGAAGAAGUGGAAAUUGAGGAGGAAGAAGAAGAAGAAGAUGACCCAACUGUCGAGCUCUGCUAUCUCGACCCUGAAACGAAUCCCAACAGCCUUACUGAAUGGGAGCUUGAUUUUUGCUCAAGACCCAUUCUUGAUAUCAGAGGGAAGAAGCUUUGGGAGCUUGUGGUUUGUGAUGAGUCUUUGUCAUUGCAAUAUACUAAGUACUUUCCCAAUAAUGUGAUCAAUAGUAUUACUUUGAAGGACGCCAUUGAUGGAAUCAGUGAAGAUUUGGGUAUUCCUUUACCUGAUAAAAUACGCUACUUCAGGUCACAAAUGCAGACAAUUAUAACAAAGGCUUGUAAUGAGCUUGGUAUAAAACAUGUUCCUAGUAAAAGGUGUGUAUCACUGCUAUUAUGGUUGGAUGAAAGAUUUGAGACUAUAUAUACUCGUCAUCCUGGUUACCAGAAAGGAGCUAAGCCGCUUCUCGCGUUAGAUAACCCUUUCCCAAUGGAACUUCCGGAUAAUCUUUUUGGGGAUAGAUGGGCUUUUGUCCAAUUACCUUUGUCAGCUGUUCGGGAGGAGAUUUCAUCCUUAGAAUCAAAACUUGUAUUUGGUUCAAGUUUAGAUUUGGAUUUGUUGGGGAUUGAAAUUGAUGACGGCACAUUGAUCCCAGGGUUGGUUGUUUCUUCUUCACGAGCUAAACCGCUUGCAGCAUUUUCUUCAUACAAAUUUGGAAUUCCUCCCAAAGUAGCAGAUAAUCAAGGCUUAGAAACUAAGUUCUUUGACUAUAGCAUGAGUUUCAAGAUGGACAUGUAUUAUUUGUGGGCUAUUGGAUGUUUGGCUAGGUUUUCGAAUAUUUUGUGGCUCUCAGAGCCUAGUUUAACUAAAAAGCCUGGUAUCUUUCUUUGCUUGGUGCAACAAAUAUCUUGCUCCUUGCAUGCCGAUCAUUCUGCUUUUGAACCUCUGGUAAAGCAAUAG
This is a messenger RNA of Humulus lupulus (European hop), 1243 nucleotides long. RefSeq names its product protein TAB2 homolog, chloroplastic-like. The coding region runs from base 281 to 1243 and encodes 320 amino acids. The record is from RefSeq and is a predicted model, not a curated record. Lineage: Eukaryota; Viridiplantae; Streptophyta; Magnoliopsida; Rosales; Cannabaceae. Gene Ontology annotation, molecular function: RNA binding. The transcript is spliced from 7 exons.